Messenger RNA from Amborella trichopoda, 1280 nucleotides. Its product is annotated as F-box protein At2g27310. The record is from RefSeq and is a predicted model, not a curated record. Gene Ontology annotation, molecular function: protein binding. NCBI's taxonomy places the organism in Eukaryota, Viridiplantae, Streptophyta, Magnoliopsida, Amborellales, Amborellaceae.
UCUAAGUCACGGACCUCCCCUCCCCUCCCCAUUACAAAGAAAACCAGAAUCCGUGCACCAUCUAUCGACUUCCCACCUUAUAUAAACCCUCAUAUCCAUCCCCCUUUCCACUUUCUCACAGAGCUUAAACCCCAUGUCCAUGUCUUCCUCUCUCUCUACCCUCCCUCCUGAUCUGAUAGGCCAAAUUCUUAGCCGUUUAGAUGGUCCCUCUCUUGCUUCUGCCUCUGCAUCCUCCUCUCUCCUGCACUCCACUGCCCUCUCUCUCUCUCUCUGGAAAAACAUCUCUCUAUCUCUGUGGCCCUCAAUUGCCCCUCUCCAACCCCUCAUCUCUUCUUACCAUUCCUUCUUCUCCUCCUCUUUCCCUCUCCUCUCCCCCUCCCCGUCCUCUUCAAUCUCACCUGUCCCUCUCUCCCCCUCCGAAACCAUUGCGGCCGUCGAUCUCUUCCACAACACAAAACCCAUCUUCUCGAAAACCCUCACCUCCUCCACUCCUGACUCUCCAUGGUUUCUAAACUCCCCAUUUUCCAUUCAAGCCCUGGACUCGACAGACCCCCAGCCUGUAAUUGAAUUCUCCGGCCAUCUCUUCGGUGAGAUUUGCAGGGAUUUGGAGGACAGUCUUGGAUUGAGCUGGAUUUUGAUCGAUGGGGUGACGAAAAAAUCGGCGAAUUUAUCGAGCUGGAAGCCGUUGGUGGUUUCGCGACAGUGGUUCUCCGAGGGAGAAUUCAUUGCUCGAUUCGGCUGCGUCGUGUUGAGAGAUGGAGUGAAGGCUUCUCUCUGCUGUGUGGUGGUUAGAAUGGAGAGUUUUCUUGAGAGAGAGAAAGUGGGUGUUAAGGUUAAGGAAGUGAGCUUGCAGGUUGAAGAAAUGGGAGGGGGUUGCUUGAAUGGGAGGGAGGGGUUGGAGGUUUUGGGAGCUGCUUUGGGCAGUGAGAGGAAGUCAGGGUUCAAGGAAGUGAAGAGAGUGUAUGAGGAUUUUGUGAGGUUAGAGAGAGAAAUGAAGGAAAAGAAGGUGAGGACAGAGGUCAGGGUGGAUAUGGGAUGUGUCAUGAGUGGGAUUUUGGCCUUUGCUAUAUUCUGGGUUUUCCUUUUUUCCAGAUGAAUAAAUAAAUGGGUUUUUGUUUUUUGAGACUUUUUUUUUUGGUGUAGGUUUGGUAUGGGGAGGAGGAGAGAGAAAGUUAGUAAAGAGUGUGAUGAAGUUAGGUCUGUAAAAUAUUAUUACUUGAAACUUGGUGUUAGUGAUGCCAGUUGAAAAAUACAUAAUUGCUAAAGGAUUUUUGCCUUGA